GUCUGACCGUGGCCCCCAGUUCACUUCCCGGUUGUGGCAGUCAUUUUGUAAGGGGAUUGGGGCUACGCCCGCCAACCUGCCUCUUGGAGCAAGUUCUUGCCCUGGGUCGAGUUCGCCUACAAUUCUAUGAAGAGCUCGGCCACAGGUUUGUCACCAUUCGAGUGCUCCCUCGGUUACCAACCCCCUAUAUUCCCCCAACAAGAGGCCGAAGUGGCCCUCCCUUCUUCUCGUAGGCACAUCAAGAAAUGCCGUCAGAUUUGGAAAACCGCCCGUGCUGCCCUGUUGAGGGCCUCCGAAAGAAUGUGCCGCAGUGCCAACCGGCGGCGCAUUCCGGCUCCAUCCUACACUCCUGGACAACAAGUCCUGUUACGGGCCAAAGAUCUCCACCUACAGUGAAGCGACAUCCGGUGGUCCAUGUAUCCCAAAUUAAGCCUGUUUGUAGUUCUCCACUUUCUUCCCCUGACCCUAUUCCGCCCCCUCCUAGAAUUCUGGAUAACGGUGACCCAGUUUGGACCGUCAAGGAGAUCCUUGGGGUCCGUCGGCAAGGUAGGGGUCUGGUAUUUUUGGUAGAUUGGGAGGGUUAUGGUCCAGAGGAUAGAUCCUGGGUGCCGGCCUCCUACCUUGCUGAUCCCUCCCUUCUGAAGAACUUCUAUCAAGCCAACCCUGGAGCUCUCCGGCGCUCGUCGGGAGCCUCGCAUAAGAGGGGGGGCACUGUUAUGAUGCACACGCCAUCUGCUUCUCCCUCCCCAGCAGUAGCACCUAGAGGCCCCGCUGUUCGCACAGCAAGACACGCCCCCGCACGUGCCGCGCAGACUGCAGCCAUGCGCCUCCACAGCUGCCGACAAUCACCUAUCAACGCAGCUGGUCUUGACGAGAGGCAGCGGCAUAAAAACUCACGCCACUGACUGCUCCAUGCCGGAACAACCUUUUGAUUCAGUAAGCUUCACGGCUCUGGCUCCUCACCUGUGUCCCUCUCUCUUGCUCGUUUUGUCUCCCUCGUGCCUAGUUCUUAUCUGUCCUUGUCGUCUGC
Nerophis ophidion (straightnose pipefish) is the source of this 1030-nucleotide messenger RNA. RefSeq lists its product as uncharacterized. The coding region runs from base 246 to 905 and encodes 219 amino acids. The transcript has 3 exons. The record is from RefSeq and is a predicted model, not a curated record. Lineage: Eukaryota; Metazoa; Chordata; Actinopteri; Syngnathiformes; Syngnathidae.